Messenger RNA from Larimichthys crocea (large yellow croaker), 1017 nucleotides. Its product is annotated as 40S ribosomal protein S27-like. NCBI's taxonomy places the organism in Eukaryota, Metazoa, Chordata, Actinopteri, Sciaenidae. Gene Ontology annotation, cellular component: ribosome. Gene Ontology annotation, molecular function: structural constituent of ribosome. The record is from RefSeq and is a predicted model, not a curated record. The transcript has 4 exons. The coding region runs from base 149 to 403 and encodes 84 amino acids. Gene Ontology annotation, biological process: translation.
CCCCACCUACUCGGUCUUUUCCAGUACAACAAACGUUCAUCAAACCAACAACAGUACAGCUGCACAGAGAGCUGCACCUGAACCUGAACACCGCAUUUUAUUACAUCUUACUUACAUUUGAGGCUAAACCUGAGCGAUUUGAGCAAAAAUGUCUCUGCAACAGGAUCUGAUGCACCCCAGUUUUGCAAAAGAGAGGACAAGACACAAGAAGAAGAGGCUGGUGCAGAGUCCCAACUCCUACUUCAUGGAUGUUAAAUGCGUAGGCUGCUACAAGAUCACCACAGUCUUCAGCCAUGCCCAGACAGUGGUACCCUGUGCAGGCUGCUCUUUAAUCCUCUGCCAACCACGAGGGGGCAAAUGCAGACUGACUGCAGGCUGUGCCUUCAGAAGAAAAUAUUCCUGAGGAGAGGUAUGACAAAACACCUACGACAGGCAGCAGAAUGGACCAUGGAUAAAUGAGUCUGAGCCUCACACUCCAUGAUUUUAAGUCAGUUAGUUAGUGGAGAAAUCAGCCAUAAAUGUAUGGCAUAUCGAUAAUGGUGAUUGGGAUUUGAUCCGCCCUGCCCUCCACAGUGGGGUUUCAUAAGACAGCAGGAGAGGGCUAUGCAAGAUGAACUUAAUGCAGACAUUCCCAUGUGCUCAGAAUGUAUUUUCUGUAUAUCAGAUUGAUAAGAUGAAGCACUUAAUGUUAAUUAGUUUUAAGUAAAAUAUAUAUAAUAUAAUAUGUUAACUAAUAAUCAUUAGGCACAAAAAGUCCAAUAACUCAUGAUUUCUGUAAAACAUUUAUUAGGUAGACAUAGAGGGGGAGGGAGGGUGUUGGUGAAUGAAAUAUUUCAAAAUGGUCUCGAUCAUAUGUGAGGCGCUUUUUCAUGGCCAUGGCAUGAGAUGACCAUCACAAACAAAAAUAAAAACAAUUUCAGAAUUUAUUGUCUGUGUUAUGUGUGUUCUUUGGUCUUGAGAGUUCCCCUGGCAAAAAGAAGUGGCGUAAAUGAAACAAAACCCAAAAAAAAAAAAAAA